UAUUGCAGCAUUAUUUACAAUAGUCAAGACAUGGAAACAACCUAAGUGUCUGUUGAAGGAUGACUCAAUAACUAGAGUGUGGAAUAUAUGUGCGCACAUGCAUGUGUGUGUGCACACUCGCGCACAAUGGAAAAUUAUUCAGCCAUAAAAAGGAAUGAAAUCUUGGUGGGAACUUAUUCCUUUCUUGCUCCAGCCAUCUUGGCAGCUGCUCUUGGUUGGGUCCAUCCCACACCUAAGGCAGGAAGAUGGUGGCCACUAGGAAGACAAAAAAGUCACUGGAGUUGAUCAACUCUAGGCAGCCACUCAUUACAAAAAGUGGAAAGCACAUGCUGGGAUUCAAGCAGACUCUGAAAAUGAUCAGACAUGGCAAAGUGAAACUGGUCAUCCUUGCCAACUACUGCCCAUCCUUGAGGAAAUUUGAAAUAGAAUACUAUGCCAUGUUGGCCAAAACUAGUGUCCAUCACUACAGGGGCAAUAACACUGAAUCGGGCACAGCACGUGGGAAAUACUACAGAGUGUGCACUCCAGCUAUCACUGAUCCAUAUGAUUCUGAUAUCUCAUUAGAAGCAUGUCAUAACUGACUGGUGAAAAGUAAAUCAUGCAAAAUUUUUCUU
Molecule: messenger RNA, 614 nt
Organism: Herpailurus yagouaroundi (jaguarundi)
Lineage: Eukaryota; Metazoa; Chordata; Mammalia; Carnivora; Felidae
Product: 60S ribosomal protein L30-like
Exons: 1
Coding region: 246-581 (111 amino acids)
Molecular function (GO): RNA binding
Source: RefSeq, a predicted model, not a curated record